CUGUCCGGUGGGGCAGCCCUGGUGGUGGAGCUAGCCGUGCUAGAGCUGGAGGUGCUAGAGCUGGAGAUGCUGGAGCUGCUGGUGAUGGAGGUGAUGGAGGUGCUGGAGCUGCUGGUGCUGGAGGUGCUAGAGCUGGAGGUGCUGGAGGUACUGGAGGUGCUUGUGCUGGAGGUGCUAGAGCUAGAGGUGCUGGAGGUACUGGAGCUGCUGGUGUUGGAGGUGCUGGAGCGGGAGGUACUGGAGGUUAUGGAGCUGGUGGUACUGGAGGUACUGGAGGUGCUGGAGUUGGAGGUGCUGGAGGUGCUGGAGUUGUUGACGGUACGGGUACUGCGUCGCGCCGACCGUUUUUCUAUCCGCAGUCGUAGUCGUCCCUACCACCGCCUGACUCGGCACUCGUCAGGUUCUUAG
Closterium sp. Naga37s-1 is the source of this 408-nucleotide messenger RNA. Lineage: Eukaryota; Viridiplantae; Streptophyta; Zygnematophyceae; Desmidiales; Closteriaceae. The record is from the annotation of a GenBank genome assembly.